Messenger RNA from Paramecium octaurelia, 1499 nucleotides. The record is from the annotation of a GenBank genome assembly. Lineage: Eukaryota; Ciliophora; Oligohymenophorea; Peniculida; Parameciidae.
AUUAAAUAGUGAUGCUCCUUUCAUUUUUUGAGUGGCUUGGAGGUUUGAUUGGUCUGCCAGAAGACCAAGCAAGAAUGGUGUUUGGAUUCAUAAUCACAAUACCAUUGGGUUUUCUAUUUAAAACAUUAAAGAGUAUUUAAAUUGAAUUAUGUAUCAUUAGGUGCUAAAGUAAGAAAAUAUUUUGGGUUGACUGUUGGUUUGUUAUUGUCGUACAUGCUAUACUAGGAGAAGCUGAUUAGCGUGAUAAUACAGAAUAUCAUAGUGUAUGAAAUGACAAAGCGAAUUACAUUGAAUAAAAUUGGCAUAAAGGCAAAAUGGGUAUUUUAUGAAACCCUCAUUUAUGUUGCAGUGCAUCACAUUUACAGACAAUAUACAGAUUAUGGUGGAUGGUAAAUGUCUGAAUAAUGACUAGGAAACUAGAUAUAACAACUAUAUUAAUGAUGAACACAGUUAAAUGGACAUCAUUUGCAUACAAUUACGAGGAUGGGUUGAGAAAAGAUGAAGAGUUGAAUUCAGAUCAACAAGAACGAAAACUAUAACAAAUGCCAUCCUACACAGAUUAUUUUGGAUAUAUGUUCUUCUUUUGUGGAUGCUUAGCUGGAGUAACUUACAAUAUUGAUUUUAGCCCUCUUUUGACUAUUAUGACUACGAUAUCUUUAUUAAAAGGACUAAUGUUUAUGAGAAAAUCCCAAGCACUUUCUGGGAGACAUCCCGCUUGUUUAGAAAUGCACUGAUAUACAGCUUCUUCAUAGUUGUAGUUUAUCCAAGAUGGUCUUUGGAAUCUUUGAUGUCCACAGAAUAUGAAGAGGCCUCUUUGCUCUACAAGAUAUUGUGGUUAAAUCUCACCAUCACCUUGCAUCGAACCAAAUACGUGUCAGGAUGGUUAUUCUCUGAAAGUGGAUUGGCUGCUGCUGGUUUUACGUAUAAUGGUAAGUAGGAUGGAAAGGAUAGAUGGUUGAGAAUAAGAUCAAUUGACCCUACAAUAGACUUGACUACUAAUCCAAAGGAUAAGAUUGAAUUGUGGAAUAUCUCUGUUUAAGUUUGGCUUAAGAAGUAUGUGUAUUUGAGAGUGUAUCCUGAAUCAGUCUUAAAAUCAAGUCCAGCUAAGUCCCAAAAGGCUUAAUUGAUAACAUUUGCAGUCUCAGCAUUUUGGCAUGGAUUUUAUCCUGGCUAUUACAUUUCUUUCUUCCAUUGGAAUUUAAUUGGAAUGAUCAACAAAUAUGUCCACAAGCUUGGAUAGAAUACAAACGUGUUAAAAAUUUGGGAUUCAAAUUUAUUAUUUAGAGGCAUAAGAUUUUACCUAGUAAAUUCACUAUUCAAUUGUUUUGGUAUAGGAUUUUAGUUGAUGAAUAUCAAAGACAAUUUAAGAUUCUAUGGAUCAGUAUAGUAAUUAUUAGCAAUAUUCUAGUUACAUCUUUAAUUUGACCACAUAUAUUGUGUUUGCAUUUUUCACAGUAACCAAAUUUGGCCAAAAACCAAGAAAGAAGCAAUGAUGAAAA